CUUCCCGCCCCCACCAUGGGAUCCGAGGGAAGCUUGCUGAUCGAGGGACAAGCACAUAUCAUCCUGCUGGGGAGCCUGGCAUCUGUGGCCACCUUCUUCCUCAUCACCUUCCUCAUCUUUCUGUGUUCCAGUUGCGACAGAGAAAAGAAGCCAAGACCGCACAGCGGGGACCAUGAGAACCUGAUGAACGUGCCUUCUGACAAGGAGAUGUUCAGCCGCUCUGUCACCAGCCUGGCCACAGAUGCGCCCCCAAGCAGCGAGCAGAACGGAGCACUCACCAAUGGAGACAUUCUUUCAGAAGACAGCACGGUGACCUGCAUGCAACAUUAUGAGGAAGUCCAGACCUCGGCUUCAGAUCUACUGGACUCCCAGGACAGCACAGGGAAGCCGAAAUGUCAUCAAAGUCGAGAGUUGCCCAGAAUUCCCCCAGAGAGCUCGGUGGACAUGAUGCACAAUGGGAGAAGUGCAGACGGGGAACAGGGUCUGGGGAUGGAAGGACCCUAUGAAGUGCUCAAGGAUAGUUCCUCGCAAGAAAACAUGGUGGAGGACUGCUUGUAUGAAACCGUGAACGAAAUUAAGGAGGUGACGGCAGCUGCCCAGCCAAGUCGAGGCCACAGCGGUAGGUCGAAGUCAACUUCCGGUGUGAAAGAGCUUCCGGGGCCACAGGCCAACAGCAGAACAGACUUUGCCGAGUAUGCCUCGGUGGACAGAAACAAAAAGUGUCGACAGAGUGUCAACGCGGAGAUUCUUCUUGGAAAUUCAUGUGAUCCAGAAGAGGAGGCCCCGCCUCCUGUCCCCAUGAAACUCCUCGACGAAAAUGAAAACCUUCAGAAGAAAGAGAGUCAAGCAGGAGAAGAGGGAGCUGAUGAGGGGACCAGUGAAACCAACAAGAGACUUAGUUCAUUGUCGUACAAGUCCCGGGAAGAAGACCCAACUCUCACAGAAGAAGAGAUCUCAGCCAUGUAUUCAUCAGUGCAUAAAAAAGGACAGCCAGGGAACAAAUCAGGACAGUCGCUUAGAGUACCAGAGGCCUCCUACACCUCCAUGCCAGGAGCCGCUCCGAGGUCCCCCUCUUCCUGUAACGAUCUCUAUGCCACUGUUAAAGACUUUGAGAAGAUGCCAAAUAGUGUCAGCACACUUCCAGCAGCAGGCAAGCCCAGUGAGGAGCCUGAGCCAGAUUAUGAAGCAAUACAGACUCUAAACAGAGAGGAAGAGAAGGCUGCCCCAGAGACCAACAGUCACCAUGGCCUUUGCCCAAAAGAGAAUGACUACGAGAGCAUCGGGGACUUGCAGCAAUGCCGAGACGUCACCAGGCUCUAG
Molecule: messenger RNA, 1320 nt
Organism: Budorcas taxicolor (takin)
Lineage: Eukaryota; Metazoa; Chordata; Mammalia; Artiodactyla; Bovidae
Gene: PAG1
Product: phosphoprotein membrane anchor with glycosphingolipid microdomains 1
Exons: 6
Coding region: 16-1320 (434 amino acids)
Biological process (GO): negative regulation of T cell activation; intracellular signal transduction
Cellular component (GO): plasma membrane; membrane raft
Source: RefSeq, a predicted model, not a curated record